This is a messenger RNA of Fusarium sp. VM40, 1014 nucleotides long. NCBI's taxonomy places the organism in Eukaryota, Fungi, Ascomycota, Sordariomycetes, Hypocreales, Nectriaceae. The record is from the annotation of a GenBank genome assembly.
AUGGACUACAUUGAUUUGCCCAAGAUAGAGCUUCAUGCUCAUCUGACUGGAAGUAUAUCUCGCCGUGCUCUUCAUGAGGUAUGGCUCCGCAAAAAGGCAACUGGGAAUAUAGAUCUAGACGAUCCCCUAGUAGUUAUGCCUGAAGGUAAACACGACUAUGAUCUGAAAACCUUCUUCCCGCUUUUUAGCAGCUAUAUAUACAAUCUUAUCACAGACGAAGAGUCUGUUCGUUAUACCACCAACUCUGUUCUAACCGAAUUUUGCGAUGAUGGUGUCUGCUAUCUCGAGCUUCGGACCACACCACGCAGCACUCCUCAGCUUUCAGCAGAGCAGUAUGUCGCAACUCUUGUUGAUACAAUCUCAACAUUUGAGACUCAACACCCGCAGCUACAUACUCGACUAAUUCUGUCUAUCGACCGGAGACAUGAACUUGAGCAGGCUACGUCCACUCUCGUACUUGCGAUGAAAUAUCGCAGUCAAGGGGUUGUCGGUUUAGAUCUCUGCGGCGACCCAACAGCGCGACCCGGGGGUGAGAUCAGUCUAUUUACACCAGUCUUCCAAGAGGCAAAGAAGCAGGGUCUAGGUAUUACAGUGCAUUUUGCUGAAGCGGAAGCCAGCGGAUCCAGGGAGGAGCUAGACACGCUGCUUUCUUGGCAGCCAGGUCGUCUCGGGCAUGUAAUCUGGGAGGAUGAAGCAACAAAAAAGGAGAUUGCAAGUAGAGGGCUGUGCCUGGAGCUAUGUCUAAGCUGCAAUGUUCGAGCUGGCAUGGUGUUGGGUGGGUUUGAGGGGCAUCACUUUGGCCACUGGAGAGGAAUUGAGGGACCCAAGAUCGCCCUCAGUACUGACGAUGUGGGUGUAUUCGGCAGCCCGCUGUCCAACGAGUAUAGGCUCGUUGCGCAGCACUUUGCCCUCGAUAAACAAGCUAUAUGUGAUUUGGCGAAGGAGCCUAUCGAUGGUAUCUUUGGAGGCAAAGAGGAGAAGGAGAGGCUACGACGUAUCAUGUGGACUCUUUGA